GUUUAGAUGGCAUGGUAGUUGCAAUAUGGCGACGAUUCUUCUUAUUUAGUCUGUUAGUAUACAGACAUAGUCCAACGUAUACGGAUAGAUUAAUUUCUUCUUAUAGUACGGAAAACUGUUAUUAUUUUAUAAUACAUCAACAUUAUGGGAAAUGCUGAUACAAAAUUAAAUUUCCGUAAAGCCGUUGUUCAAUUAACCUCUAAAACACAGGUGAUUGAAGCAUCCAAUGAUACUUUUUGGGAUCAAUUUUGGUCUGAAAAUGUGACCAAUGUGCAAGACAUCUUUACUUUAAUUCCAGCUUCUGAAAUCCGAAUUUUAAGAGAAGAAGCACCAUCAAAUUUAGCGACAUUAUGUUAUAAAGCAGUAGAAAAAUUGGUUAAAGCUGUUGAUAAUAGCUGUAGGACACAAAGAGAACAUCAAACAGUUUUGAAUUGUUGCCGUUUACUUACACGAUUAUUACCUUACAUUUUUGAAGAUCCUGAUUGGAAAGGAUUCUUUUGGUCUAGUUUACCAGGAAAAGAAGAAGAAGAAAGUAUACCAUUAGCACAUUCUUUGUUAAAUGCACUUUGUGAUCUACUAUUUUGUCCAGAUUUUACAGUAGCUGCUAAUAGAAAGUCAGGACCUGAUAAAGCAGAAGAAUUACAAUCAAUAGAUAGUUGCGAAUAUAUUUGGGAAGCUGGAGUAGGAUUUGCACAUUCCCCACCCAGAUAUUCAAUUUUAGAUUCAAAUCGAACAGAGUUAUUGAAAUUGUUAUUGACAUGCUUUAGUGAAACCAUGUACAAUCCUCCAAUGGAUUUAUCAAUCACACCAAAUAAAUGGAUUCAACGCUUAACUAGUGCUGAAAAUAGACAUGCUUUGCCUAUGUUCACAUCACUCUUAAAUACAGUAUGCGCUUAUGAUCCAGUUGGACUUGGAGUACCUUACAAUCACCUUUUAUUUACUGAUUCUUUGGAGCCACUAGUAGAUGUUGCUUUGCAGAUUCUUAUAGUCACUUUAGAUCAUGAUACAUCUGGUGAAAUUCCAGCAGAAGAGGGUUCACUUGGAGAUAAUCUUUUUAUUAAUUAUUUGAGUCGUAUUCAUCGUGAUGAAGAUUUUCAAUUUGUAUUAAAAGGAAUCACUAGAUUAUUAAAUAAUCCAUUAAUGCAAACAUAUCUACCUAAUUCAACAAAAAAAGUACAUUUUCAUCAAGAGUUAUUAGUUUUCUUUUGGAAGAUGUGUGAUUAUAAUAAAAAAUUUUUAUAUUAUGUACUUAAAAGUUCAGAUGUACUCGAGGUAUUAGUUCCCAUACUUUAUCAUCUCAACGAUUCUCGCGCAGAUCAAUCACGUGUUGGGUUAAUGCACAUAGGUGUAUUUAUUUUGCUUUUGUUAAGUGGAGAACGUAAUUUUGGAGUUAGACUGAAUAAACCAUAUACUGCUACAGUACCUAUGGACAUUCCGGUAUUUACAGGCACUCAUGCUGACCUACUAGUAACAGUUUUUCAUAAAAUUAUUACAACAGGACAUCAAAGAUUACAACCAUUGUUUGACUGUCUUCUUACAAUUUUAGUAAAUGUUUCUCCAUACCUUAAAACUCUUUCUAUGGUGGCCAGCACUAAAUUACUACAUUUACUCGAAGCAUUUAGUACACCAUGGUUCUUAUUUUCUGCACCUACUAAUCAUCAUUUAGUAUUUUUUCUUUUAGAAAUUUUUAAUAAUAUAAUUCAGUAUCAAUUUGAUGGAAAUAGUAAUCUGGUUUAUACGAUAAUACGUAAGAGACAAGUAUUCUAUGCAUUAGCAAACUUACCAAGCGAUUGUAAUACGAUUGCUAAGUCUCUUAGUAAAAGACAACAACGUCAUGUACCAACAAGUACAUAUAAUGAAAAUACUAGUGAAACUGCAAUGGAAGGAUCUCAUCCUGCUCAGCCUGCAGAACCAGGAACUUUAAAAGCUUCUUUAUUGGAAACACCAGGUAUAGAGAAGAUGACAGAAAAAGAAUCAGCACAUCCAUUAAGUCCUUCAGUGAAUGUAGAUAUUGGAAAAACUAAUAAUCUUCAGAAUUCCUUAGAUAAUGCAACUGAUACAGCUACAUCAAAUAAAUCAAAUUCUAUAAUACCAAAAGGAGGAAUCAGAGUAGCUGAGCAGACAAAUAUAUCUAGCAAUACCAACCAAUGGGUUCCUUCUAGUGAAUGGGUAUAUCAAUGGAAAAGUAAACUUCCAUUACAAACUAUUAUGCGAUUAUUACAAGUUCUUGUUCCUCAAGUAGAAAAAAUAUGUAUUGACAAGGGUUUAACAGAUGAGAGUGAAAUUUUAAAAUUUUUACAACAUGGUACAUUAGUGGGUCUUUUGCCAGUUCCACAUCCUAUUCUCAUUAGAAGAUACCAAGCUAAUGCUGGGACAACUGCUUGGUUUAGAACUUAUAUGUGGGGAGUAAUAUACCUUAGAAAUGUUGAACCACCCAUUUGGUAUGAUACAGACGUCAAAUUAUUUGAAAUACAAAGAGUCUAAAUAUUAUGUGUCUAAAGAUAUAAAUUAGUUUACGAUAAUUAGCAA
This is a messenger RNA of Vespula pensylvanica (western yellowjacket), 2529 nucleotides long. Its product is annotated as protein HID1. The transcript is spliced from 12 exons. Gene Ontology annotation, cellular component: membrane; Golgi trans cisterna; Golgi medial cisterna. Lineage: Eukaryota; Metazoa; Arthropoda; Insecta; Hymenoptera; Vespidae. The coding region runs from base 145 to 2484 and encodes 779 amino acids. The record is from RefSeq and is a predicted model, not a curated record.